CGGUCUUGUUCUUGAUUGUUCGACGCUGAACUCAUGAUUCUGUCUGACAGUUUACCCUCGAUCCUCUCUCCCAACUUCCCAAGUCCAAACUAAUCCAGAAAUCAGGAUCAUGUUGUUAAUGAGUCGGACUCUUCUUCCCACGCAUCUUCAAUGGAGGCCUCCGCUUAUUCCAAUCGCUACAGCGUGCUUCGCUUCUUCUCAAAGCCUCAACACAGACCAGCUCCGAGAACAGCUUGAUCAUCUACACAAGGAAGCUAACCAGACAAGACGCAAAGCAAAUAAUGCAAGACUGAGGCUACUAAGGUUGUCUGAAGUAGCAGACAAGCUUCGAAGGCAAGCUGCAAUUAGUGUUCGAUCUGGAAAGGAGGAGGAUGCCAGGGAAUUGCUUUUCCAAAAGAAAAAGGUUUUGCAAGCUAUGGAGAAGUCAAAGAAUCGCAUUGAAUUGCUUGAAAAACUUGCUGCAAAACUUAAUGAGGUCCAAUUUAUUGCCGCUUUGGGGUUCUUCACGGUCUUUUUUACUAUCUCCGCGCCCCUAACAUUGAGACAAAAGGGAGUAAUGCGGUUAAAAAAAGUGAAAUUGUGUGAUUGAUAUUAAAUUGAUCGCAUAAAUAAAGUAAGAAUGAAUUAUAAGUUAUAACCAUACAAAUUUUAGUAAAUGUGGUAUGAGUUAUAUUUAGUUGGACGGACGGAAAAGGUAAAAUGGGACAAAGAUAGAGGGUGGAGGAAGUACUAACCGCACAUCCAUCUUGGGAGGAGUAAUUAUUUUAACAUAAAAGUUACCAUCUUGCUCACUUAUCGGCAUUUUUUUUAUGUAACAAUUCAAUUUUCCACCAAUGACGAUCAGAUUUAUUCUCUGAUUGGAAAUUCUUUCUUGAUGAAUCACAGCUUCUCUGUUUCUCUUUAGUAAUCCAGUUUCUAAUUCGGUAACUAAAUCUGAUCAAGGCAAUAUCAAUGAGGGAGACACAACUGAUUGGCAAUGCUUCUAUAGAACUUGAAGUUAUAGCCGACGAUAUUCCUAGUGUUGUUAGAAUAGUGUCUCUCAGAGAGAAUGAUUGUAACAAUUCAGAAGGAAGUGAAGUUCACAUUCGGGAAGAUGUCGAGGUUUGUAAUCCUCAAGAACUUCAACAUCUUAAUCACAGUGUGGCAGACCCUGAAGCUGAUAAUGAGGCAUCAGGUAGUGGGAACAUGUGGAGUGAAGCUGAAAGAGUGGAUAGCUUCAAUGGAAUAUCUUCAUAUGAGGACUUUGUGGAACAUAUAUAUCUAGAACUCAAAAAAAUUGAAGAUGAAGUAGUCACAGUUUUGAGAUUUGCAGGCUUGGUUAUUGAAAGCAACGAGAAACUAGAAAAUUCAAAGAUUCAACAACUACUGGACAUAUUAGAUAGCAUUCAACAUAUCAGAGAGAGACUAGAAAGGACCAUCCAGAGAAAAACGAGUUUCAAGUGAGGCUUCAUGUUGCUGCAAUGCUGAUGUUUAAAGCUUUACUUAUUUUUCAUAUUUGUUUUCCCGGCUGAGGUCAUGGAGACAAUUAUUUUUAUUAGAGUACUCUUCUAAUGUCAAUAUAUAAGCGAAGCAUAUACUGAUACACGUAGUAUAAAUUAUGUAUAUGGAGUAGACCUUUCUUUUGCUCUGUCGUUGUAUAUAUGAAUCACUUUAGUUUAUAUAGGACUUCCCUAAUUAAGAUGUACUUUUGGUAAGACUGAAAUAGCGUUUUUGGCUUGUUUGGAAUAAUGUUGAAUUAAGUACUUGAAUGUGUAUUUACGUUGGAACCUGGAAAAUAGAGGGGUUUAAUACGGUUGCCACCCCUGGAUGUACAUGUCCAGAAAUCAAUGGAGGAAGAGAACGACAGAUUGAUUCUGGUGGCCAGAAGAGCAUGUUUCGGACUGCCCACUGCGUGUCCAAACUGCUUGCCCGUUUAUGUUUACCUCAGGUUAUGCAAACGCCCCUUCGAUUUGGCCUUCAACCUUGUUCAUCCUGAUUCUGAUCAAAUACCUUACGUUGAGUCCGGAACUUAUGUGGCAUACAACAAUGAAAAGGGUGGUGUGGUCCAGAGUUUAAAGGAUGAUGGUAUGGUCGAUGAUUUAGACUCUGCAGUUCGCCACAUUCCAGAAUGGGCAUCAACAAUGGCUAUGGCAGAUUCAUGGCUUGCUGAUGCUCUGUUGUUUGAACUCUGGCUAGGGUCUGAUGCAUGUCCUGUGCAGAUCUAUUAUUCUGAUCUUCCUUGGCCAGUAGGAAAACUUCUAUACUUGAAGCAAGUUUAUGAUACAAAACAACGACUUGGGAUAACAACUGAGAAUGUUGAUAAAAGAGAAGAAGAAAUUUAUAGGAAAGCUUACACUGCUUAUGGUGCUUUGUCAACAAUGUUAGGAGACCAGUCCUUUUUAUUUGAAAACAGGCCAACAAGCUUAGAUGCUGUUUUUCUUGGGCAUGCACUUGUUACACUAUUUGCCUUACCCGAUACUUCAGUGCUAAGAAGCAAGCUCUCGGAGUAUGCCAAUCUGGUAAAAUAUACAAAGAAUUUUAAAUUGCAGUUCAUAGACACGACUGAGUUGCCUUCUAUCUCUCAAUUGCAUAAUGAGCCCUCUUCAUCAACGUCAAGACGUAAUUCAAAUUGGAGCUCAAAACCGAAAACCAAACCUCAAAAGAAAAAAAUGACUGAAGAAGAGAAGAAGUUUCGGCGGAGGUCAAAGUAUUUUCUGGUUACUCAGCUGGUUGCAGUUUUGGUAUACCUUUCCGUCCUUGGAGGAUCUGAUGAUGUUGAGGCUGAUCUAGAUGAUGGUGAUGGUGGCCCUUAUUAUGGUGACUAAAUUUUUGGUAUUUUCUCAGUUUGUGUCCGUUUACCAGCUUUUAGCUCCUGAUGAAUAUUUUGGAGAACUGAUGUGCAUAAUAUUUGUUCAAUGUACACCAGAUAAACCAGAGUAGUUCUUCAGGGAAAUUGGAGUUUGUGUUUUUUACUCAAUCUGCAAAAUAAGG
Cuscuta epithymum is the source of this 2970-nucleotide messenger RNA. NCBI's taxonomy places the organism in Eukaryota, Viridiplantae, Streptophyta, Magnoliopsida, Solanales, Convolvulaceae. The record is from the annotation of a GenBank genome assembly.